AAAAGGACCUCAACUUGGCUACCACAAAAACUCCUCUGUGAUCAUACAUUUAGAAAAUUAAGAGGACUAUGUACAUCUAUCUUCUUUUAGGCGUCGUAUUAUCUUGGCAUUUUCAAUUUUCUUUUACUUCAGCUUUCCUGACUUUAGGUCAGUGAGUGUGGUCUCGAGAGUAGAGCAUUUUGAGGGUGGUUGUUUUUUUUUGUUUUCUUUCUUUUAACUAAGGAAAUGCCUACUGUCAGUAGGUAUAUGAGUUUUCAUUCAUCAAAGCGAUUUAAACUUAGCAGCAGCUACCCAGUAGAAAGCAGUGGUGGCGGGCUGUCGGCCAGAGUGAAGAAAAGCAGGAGCAGCUUCAGUAAUGGUAGCAUCAAAAAGGUGGAGGCCAGGAAAGCCUUGAGCCUAGAGGCAGCCCAGCUCGAAGUCCAGCAACAGCACAAAACCCUCAGCAGACAAGCAGCCGUCAGAUCGCAGACAUUUGAUGUGGACAACAGAGGCUUUGAGAAGACGGAAGGCACAGGAACACAAAGUAGUUUCAUGAAGCACAACAGGACAUUCCACAGGUUGUUUCCAGACAUUCCUGAGAGUGAAGACUUGUUACAUGCUUACCUCUGUGCCCUGCAGAAAGAAGUGCCCUACCAUGGUCGGCUGUACAUCACAGACACUCAUGCCUGUUUCUUCUCAUCAGUUCUACUCAAGGACACUAAGGUAGUGAUUCCGGUUUCCUGCAUUCGCAUAGUGAAGAAGCAGAAUACAGCUUUGCUGGUGCCCAAUGCCUUGUCAAUCCGCACCACAGACGGAGACAAGUACUUGUUUGUUUCGCUGCGAAACAGAGAUUCCUGUUAUCAGCUUCUCCGGUCAGUCUGUCCCAAGGUAGAGUUACAGGACCACAGCACAAAUGGUAGCCCUUUCUACUCCUCAGCCGAGAACAGCUUUGAUAAGAGCAAACUGGUGAACUCCAGCCAGUCCAGUCUGGACGACAGCGUGGACCAGUUUGAAGGCUGUGAGACUCAGUCUUUAUACCACCAGCCUCUGCACAGACCACACAGAGAGACAGUGCCUAUUGGAAAUGGCUCCAGUUUCAGGAGCCUGCAAAUGCAUCAGGAUGAUAGCUCAUCUUCAGAAAAUCUAUCUGUGUCAGGUUCAGGUGGAUCAUGGGUUUGGAAUGUGACAGAAAAAGCAAAGUCCCUGCUGGUUCAGAGAGAGGUCGGCACCCUUAACACUCUACUCUUCAUAUACUUGAUUUUGGUGCUGCUGUUGCUGCUGUCUUCAGGCUACAUUGGUCUGCGUAUCGUGGCUCUGGAGGAGCAGCUGACAUCCCUAGGGGCACUGCCUGAGUUUACCUUACAGAGAGGGUACCACCAAGACACGUAACAUUCACUGAAUGAAGGAGAGAUGGGUUGACUGGUGAUUGGAGGAUUAUUUUGGCCUCUUCCCAGCUGAAGCCAGUGGGAGAACUUCAAACGGUCUCAGACUGUGAUCCCAACUCGGUCUGCUCUGAUGGCUCGAGGAACAAAUUGUGCAAUUUCAGAGACAACUGAUUAACUUGAAGGGCUAGACUAGUGCAGUAAACAAAAGGACAUGCCACAACGUGGUUACAGAGAGCCGAGCCAAAAUGCCUACGUGCACUGCCUGGUUGCAGCAUCUGUCGAUCAUACCAAAGCCAAAUGGCUCUGAGUUAACAAGGUGUCGCAUUAGCCAAGUCAACAGGCAUCUUCCUGAUGGAAACUGUUCCUCAUGUCUACUUAUGUUAUCCUCUGUCCUUCAUACUUUCUCUUCUUCCUGAGCAUGCAGUCUGAACAGGGCUAUACCAAUCAGCAUUAGCCUGCUGUAGUGCUUUUUUUUUUGUUUGCACCUCAACACCGGAGAUGUAGUGCUAUGCACAGCCAAAGAUGCAAACUGUGCACAUCUUUUGCAUGAGUGCACACA
This is a messenger RNA of Monopterus albus (swamp eel), 1923 nucleotides long. RefSeq names its product GRAM domain-containing protein 3. Bases 226 to 1368 code for a protein of 380 amino acids. The transcript is spliced from 13 exons. The record is from RefSeq and is a predicted model, not a curated record. NCBI's taxonomy places the organism in Eukaryota, Metazoa, Chordata, Actinopteri, Synbranchiformes, Synbranchidae.